AAUUGAUUUAGCGAUGGCUGAGAAGUGUGAAUCAGAGAAAGCUUCAAGCUCUUCACCGAACCUGAUAUGUCCAUUAUGUCUUGAUAUAUUUGUCGAGGCGACAAUCCUGACUUCAUGUGGACACACAUUUUGUAGGCGAUGCCUCAAAGAAUACGAUCUAACCCACCAGGACCUUGAUCACAUGGUCUGUCCUCUCUGCAGGGAGAUCACCAAGUUGUCUGACAACCGUGUCGAUGAUCUACGCCUCAAUGUCUCCAUCAACGGAUGCGUAGACGAUUACCACGCCAAGCGGGGAGGGAUGAAUGCUGUCCUCGAGAUGCGACAAAAAUGCACCUCUUGCAAGUCUCAGAAAGACGCUGUGUCAUUCUGCAGAACAUGUACUUUUUACAUGUGUGAAAAGUGCUUGCACUCUCAUCAACAGCUUGUAGUGAUCUUUGGAGAUCAUAAGAUUGUAUCCAUUGAUGAUGUUAUCGAAGGGAAGGUUAGCAUAGGUAAUUUAUUCGAGAAGUGCUCUAUCCACAAACAAGAAAACAAAGAUAUGUUUUGUGAUGAUUGUAAGUUCCACGUUUGUCAAAAGUGCGUACUCGUUGGUCAUAAAGCUCAUGAAAUCAAGAACCAGGUUGACUUUGAACAGGAGUUGCGACGGAAGGUGGAAGACCUUGCCCAGCGCUGUGCUGACAAGAAAACAGAGCUGGAAAAGAACAUUCAAAACAUAGAAAUACAACGUCAUGAGGUACACACUGCAGUACAGACACUAUUAGAUGAUGUCAAGCAAGCCUACAGUAUCAAGGCCAAACAGUUGGAAAAAAAUCUUCGAAAUCUCACGGAGCAACUUAAUGCUUUAAAGCGAAGUUUUAAUGACAACCUCAACGUCUUGAAGUCAAAAGAUCGUCAGAGGAUCAAGAGUAUUUGUAGUUCAAUUACUUUGGUAGAUAAUGGCAGACUGGGUCAUCUUGAGACAGACACUCUAUCUGCUCAUAUCUUGCUCUGUAAGGAACUAGAUUCCAUGCUGAAGGAGGCUACCGAUCACACUUCUGCGGAAGCAAUUAAGAAGAAAGCACAGGAGAAGAGGUUCAAACCAGCAGAUGAUACUCGCCUUGACCUCGGGAGCAUCUCAGAAUAUACUUAUCAUCCAUCUACGGCAACCUUAAAGAAGAAAUCACAGGAGAAGAUGUUCAAACCAGCAGACGAUACUUGUCUUGACCUCGGGAGCAUCUCAGGAUCAGAUCCCAAGAUGGAAGUCAUUCAGUGCGUUGAUCUACGGGAAGCGAUUCACGGUAUGGCACGGUACUCCCAUAGCAGUGUCGCUAUCGGGUAUGGGUGGACUGCACGAGGUAUUGGUAUCAUUGAUUCAAAUGGUGGAAAGCAGUGGUAUAGAAACAGACCCUUUAGUGACAUGAAAUGUUAUGAUCUGGUGUUGAAACGGGACGGGACGUUUUGCAUGUCCACUGCUUCUACAUCAGAAGCCUAUAUCUACUCUCACAUUGGCUUCAGGAAAGCAACAAUCCACGUGAGAGACAAUGGACAUUUUCUCAAAGUGAAUAGAAGUCCAUCAGAUGAAAUCAUCAUUACUAACUGUGGAAACCUAGUAUAUAUCUAUGACCCGACGGGAUCCACUCUUAAACACACUGUUCAAACAAAGCACAGGACGUGGCAGGCAUCUACCACCAGGACGGGUUUGAUCGUCACGAGUUCAUGUUUGGACGAUCCAAGUGUGGUGACGGUCUAUGGCAGGGAUGGGAAUGCUGGUGAGUCACUUCAAGCUCCACGGGGUGUCUACCUGUAUGCUGCCGUGGAUGAGCAGGACAGGGUGUAUGUAGCGAGUGUUGAUAUGGAUAAUAGUAGCGUCGUGAUCAGGCUCUAUGAUCUUGAUGGUGUGAACCUGAAGGAAAGAGUUGAGUUUCAUCCACUUGAUAUGGAAUCGGAAGGUUAUCAUUGUAAUGAGUGUUACGUGGAUUCUCUCUCCACAGACAUGCUCGCCUUUGCUUGUAACAAGAAGUUAUAUUUUAUCAAGGUAUCACUGUAAUCCACGUUAUAUCACACCAUGUAGUAUUGAAACUGACGUGCU
This is a messenger RNA of Lytechinus variegatus (green sea urchin), 2068 nucleotides long. RefSeq lists its product as uncharacterized. Gene Ontology annotation, molecular function: ubiquitin-protein transferase activity; zinc ion binding. NCBI's taxonomy places the organism in Eukaryota, Metazoa, Echinodermata, Echinoidea, Temnopleuroida, Toxopneustidae. The transcript is spliced from 2 exons. The record is from RefSeq and is a predicted model, not a curated record. The coding region runs from base 14 to 2026 and encodes 670 amino acids. Gene Ontology annotation, cellular component: chromatin; nucleoplasm. Gene Ontology annotation, biological process: positive regulation of DNA-templated transcription.